UCAAUGUCGUAACGAAACGACAAAACUGUACCUGUUGUUUGCGCAUAGUACCGGUUAAGGUUUAUAUGAGAAAACCUACUCGGUCAUUUCCAGUUGAAUGGCCGCAGUAGCCGCGCGGAGACGCUAAGAAAAAAAAACAAAAAUUCUAAAAAUAACUUUGGAACAAGUUUUUUUAAGAAUCUAGAAUGUUAUCAUUGGGUAGAAUAUUGAGAUGUGCGAUUGUUUUGUUAAUAGCAGACGGCACUAUGGUCAAUUUUAGGGUGCUUGCUCGAGCGAUGUCCACCGUGGCGAAAUCUUUUGAGGUCAACCAAGUGGUGCCUGAUGUUGUGCCGAAGGCGCCCGCUGCACUAGUCAAGGUGGUAUUCCCCAGCGGCGUGGAGGUGAAGGAAGGCAAUGAGUUGACCCCGACCCAGGUCAAAGAUGUCCCUACGGUCACAUGGGAUGCUAGCCCGGACCAGUUGUACACUCUGGCUAUGACAGAUCCCGACGCGCCUUCCCGCCAAGACCCUAAGUUCCGCGAAUGGCACCACUGGCUAGUUGGCAACAUCCCUGGCGGCAACGUAUCCGCUGGAGAAACCUUGUCGGCUUACGUGGGUUCUGGCCCGCCACCAAACACUGGCCUCCAUCGCUACGUAUACCUGGUGUACAAGCAACCCUCCAAGCUUAAUUUCGACGAACCUCGUUUAACUAACACGUCUGGUGACAACCGUGCGAAAUUCUCCAUCUCCAAGUUUGCCCAAAAAUAUAACCUCGGUGACCCGAUAGCCGGCAACUUCUACCAAGCUCAAUACGAUGACUACGUACCCUUGUUGUAUAAGCAACUUGGCGAAUAAACCCAACUUGAACCUGUGUGUUUGGCGAUAAAAGACCUUAUUUUAAAGUCCAGUGCGACCAAGAUCUUUUGGCAUUUUUAUGACAUUGGCAAGGGGGUGGUGCUGAUGAGUGGUGAAAUGAGUAUUACGAAUUAUGUCAAAUCUCAUCACUAAAAGGAUCUUUGUACAUAAUUUAGAAUAUCUCGGAAAGAGUAAUAGCAAAUAGAAAAAGCUUUAUCACAUCUCCAUCUGAAAAUAAAAGGCUUAUUAUACCUCAAAUUAGUUCGAAAUUCGAUCACGCGCCAGUAGAUUUUGGUCACACUGUAUUAAGGUUUUUUUGUCAUUAGUAUAGGUGAAAAGACUUUGGCUAUUUACUGAUCCAACCUAUUUUGAAGAUUGGCAUAGACACGAAGAAUGGAUUGAGAGACACGUAUAUGAAAUUGGUACCUUUAGACAGAGAAAAAACAACUAAUAAGUGGUCUAUAGCCCGCCCAGUCGCUU
This is a messenger RNA of Chilo suppressalis (striped riceborer), 1313 nucleotides long. NCBI's taxonomy places the organism in Eukaryota, Metazoa, Arthropoda, Insecta, Lepidoptera, Crambidae. The record is from the annotation of a GenBank genome assembly.